UCUAAUGCCUGUGCAGAUAUCUAUAUCUGAGAAAAAUGAUUAUACUAGGACGAGUGAUAUGUUACAACAAAUCAGACGCGUCUUUAGUUGCCUUAUGGUCUUAUUCCCUGAGCAGGACUCCUUGUUUUGUGUUUCUCUGUCUCAUAUCAUCUCUUACAUUUGGAUCAUUCAAUACCUCGUUAGCGCGCUUCCUGUUCGCUUAUACUUAUUCGAGUGAUUUUGAAGUAAUUGAGGGCAUUCAAAC
Pseudovirgaria hyperparasitica is the source of this 244-nucleotide messenger RNA. RefSeq lists its product as uncharacterized. NCBI's taxonomy places the organism in Eukaryota, Fungi, Ascomycota, Dothideomycetes, Acrospermales, Acrospermaceae. The transcript has a single exon. The record is from RefSeq and is a predicted model, not a curated record. The coding region runs from base 5 to 217 and encodes 70 amino acids.